Batrachochytrium dendrobatidis JAM81 is the source of this 1029-nucleotide messenger RNA. RefSeq lists its product as uncharacterized. The record is from RefSeq and is a predicted model, not a curated record. The transcript is spliced from 7 exons. The coding region runs from base 1 to 1029 and encodes 342 amino acids. Lineage: Eukaryota; Fungi; Chytridiomycota; Chytridiomycetes; Rhizophydiales.
AUGAGACUGGCUUCAGUGUUUGGGACACCAUUUGAUUUGGCAAAGUUGGGUCUCUAUCUAGCAAAGCAUUUACCUCCUAGCUUUGGACUUGUAUUUCCUUUGACUGCAAGACAGUUCAAGUUUGGACAAAGCAAUCCUACCUUUCUUGUAGCAGAUGCUCAUGGCCAUUUGCUUGUGAUUCGGAAAAAACCACCCGGCACGCUGAUGUCUCAAACAGCUCAUGCAGUAGAGCGAGAGUACUGGGUUUUGGACUCGCUUUACAAGCAUCGAAGUUCUGAUCAGACUACAUGGGUUCCAGUCCCACAGGUGUAUCUGCUUUGUCAAGAUCAUUCUGUUCUUGGAACACCUUUUUAUGCCAUGGAGUAUCUAAAUGGUCGCAUAUUUGAAAAUAUACUCAUACCGUCAGUGAUAUCUGUAGAAAAUAAGAAGAAAUACUUUUAUUCUGCAAUAGAUACACUAGUUCGUUUGCAUUGUAUAGACUAUCGCAAAGCUGGUCUGGAAGAGUAUGGAAAAUCUGGUGGGUACUAUCAACGACAGCUAAAGCGGCUACAUCAAGUCUCUCAAAUCCAAGCAAAUAUCCAAGAUAAAAAUGGUUCCAAUGUAGGAAAGCUUGUCCAUCUUGAUGAUUCUCUUGCCUGGCUUCACAAAAAUAUUGUGGCAGACCAGAUCACAAUUGUGCAUGGUGACUACAAGUUGGAUAAUUUGGUAUUUCAUUUGGAAAAACCUCAAAUCAUUGGAAUUUUAGAUUGGGAACUAUCCACAAUAGGACACCCACUUUCCGAUCUUGCCAACUUUUUAAUGCCGUGGUAUUUUUCAAAACGCCAAUCUGGCAUGGCAAGUGGAUUGUAUGAUGCUCUGGCAGUGAUUGCUCAGGGUAUAGCAGCAAGAGUAAAACGCGGACAAGCCAGCUCGCACAUUGCAAAUAGUGUUGCCGCCAUAUUUCAAGACAUGGCAGAUCGUCUACAUGGAAUUACUACCAACUCGGUGUCUCUGGAUGAGUCCCAUUUUCCCUGUGCUGCCAAACUAUAA